AUGCCGGUGCCAACAUCACUCGACCGUCCCGUCGCGGGCACUUCUGCCGGCAAAAACAUCUGGAUCGCCGCUGGCGAAGGAGACCUCGAACGCGUCAAAGAGUGCGUCGACGUGCUCGGCAUCUCCCCCACUGCAGCAGACGAGUUCACCUACACCCCGCUCCACGCUGCUGCCUCCUACAGCCAUCUCGAUAUCCUCCGCUACCUCCUCUCACAUCCAACUGCUCCAGCCGAUGCUGUUAACACCACGGACUCGGACCUGGACACGCCGCUGUUCGUGUGCGAAACGAUCGAGGCAGCACGCUGCUUGAUCGAGGAGUUUCACGCGGACGCAAAGCACACAAAUGCGGAUGGGCUCACCGCCGCACAGCAGGCGAUGGAGAACGAACACGAAGAACUGGCGCGAUACAUCGCAGGCGUGACCGGCGAAUCAUUGCAAGACAACGACGGUGAUGCAGACGACGAGCAGCAAGAUGAGGAGGCAACAGUCGACGAGGACGAAAACGGCGUUCCACGCCAAAGUCAAUCCCUGACGGCCGAGCAACAGACAGCACAAGAUGAGAUGCUGGAUGCACAAACAGAUCAGCUCAUGGUGAGGGUAGGCGAGAUCAUGACAAGAGCCGAGCGCGAUGGCACCGAUCCAGAACCCGAACUGCGAACACUGGUCAGCGAGUCCGUACUGCGUCAGAUCGUCGAAGCAGCCGUCGCCGCUGUCUCAUCAUGCAUCAAGACUCGCAACGACUGUGAAAUCAGCCGUCUCAUGACAUCACAACACGAAAGCCACUAG
This is a messenger RNA of Pseudozyma hubeiensis SY62, 786 nucleotides long. RefSeq lists its product as hypothetical. NCBI's taxonomy places the organism in Eukaryota, Fungi, Basidiomycota, Ustilaginomycetes, Ustilaginales, Ustilaginaceae. The record is from RefSeq and is a predicted model, not a curated record. The coding region runs from base 1 to 786 and encodes 261 amino acids. Gene Ontology annotation, molecular function: protein binding. The transcript is spliced from 2 exons.